This is a messenger RNA of Phyllostomus hastatus (greater spear-nosed bat), 1557 nucleotides long. RefSeq names its product myristoylated alanine rich protein kinase C substrate (gene MARCKS). Bases 414 to 1418 code for a protein of 334 amino acids. Lineage: Eukaryota; Metazoa; Chordata; Mammalia; Chiroptera; Phyllostomidae. Gene Ontology annotation, molecular function: actin filament binding; calmodulin binding. The transcript has 2 exons. Gene Ontology annotation, cellular component: actin filament bundle; cytoplasm; plasma membrane. The record is from RefSeq and is a predicted model, not a curated record. Gene Ontology annotation, biological process: actin filament organization; central nervous system development.
UUCAUCUGUGCACUUGGGCGUUGGACCCCGCAUCUUAUUAGCAACCAGGGAGAUUUCUCCAUUUUCCUCUUGUCUACAGUGCGGCUACAAAUCUGGGAUUUUUUUAUUACUUAUUUUUUUAAAAAACUACACUUGGGCUCCCUUUUUUGUGCUCGACUUUUCCACCCUUUCCCCUCCCUCCUGCGCUGCUGCUUUUUGAUCUCUUCGACUAAAAUUUUUUUAUCCGGAGUGUAUUUAAUCGGUUCUGUUCCGUCCUCUUCACCACCCCCACUCCCCCCUCCCUCCGGAGUGUGUGCUGCUGCCGCUGCCGCCGCUGCUGCCGCCGCUACUGCUGCUCACCCCGUCGUUACACCAACCCGAGGCUCUUUGUUCCCCCCUUGGAUCUGUUGAGUUUCUUUGUUGAAGAAGCCAGCAUGGGUGCCCAGUUCUCCAAGACCGCUGCGAAGGGAGAAGCCACCGCGGAGAGGCCCGGGGAGGCAGCUGUGGCCUCGUCGCCUUCCAAAGCGAAUGGGCAGGAAAAUGGCCACGUGAAGGUAAACGGCGACGCUUCUCCCGCGGCCGCCGAGCCCGGUGCCAAGGAGGAGCUGCAGGCCAACGGCAGCGCUCCCGCCGCCGACAAGGAGGAGCCCGCGGCCGCCGGUAGCGGGGCGGCCUCGCCCUCCACCGCGGAGAAAGAGGAGCCGGCGGCCGCCCCCGAGGCCGGGGCCAGCCCGGCGGAGAAGGAGGCCCCCUCGGAGGGAGAGGCCGCCGAGCCCGGCUCGCCCACGGCCGCAGAGGGGGAAGCCGCGUCGGCUGCCUCCUCGACGUCUUCGCCCAAGGCCGAGGAUGGGGCCACGCCCUCGCCCAGCAACGAGACCCCGAAAAAAAAAAAGAAGCGCUUUUCCUUCAAGAAAUCUUUCAAGUUGAGCGGCUUCUCCUUCAAGAAGAACAAAAAAGAGGUGGGAGAGAGCGGUGAGGCCGAGGGCGCAGCUGGUGCCUCCGCCGAAGGCGGCAAAGACGAGGCCACUGGGGGCGCCGCUUCGGCCGCCGCAGAGGCGGGCGCGGCCCCCGGGGAGCCGGCGGGGGCGCCGGGCGAGGAGGCCACGGCGGGCGAGGAGGGGGCGGCUGGUGGCGACCCACAGGAGGCAAAACCCGAGGAGGCCACCGUCGCACCCGAGAAGCCGCCGGCCAGCGAGGAGGCCAAGGCCGUCGAGGAGCCCACCAAGGCCGAGGAGAAGGCAGAGGAGGCUGGGGCCAGCGCCGCCGCCUGCGAGGCGCCCUCUGCCGCCGGGCCCGGCGCGACCCCGGAGCAGGAGGCUACCCCGGCGGAGGAGGCCGCGGCCGCGGGGGUCUCAGCCUCAUCAGCCUGUGCAGCCCCCUCACAGGAGGCCCAGCCCGAGUGCAGUCCAGAAGCCCCCCCAGCGGAGGCGGCAGAGUAAAAGGGCAAGAUAUUUUGAGAUAAUCGAAGAACUUUUCUCCCCCGGUUUGUUUGUUGGAGUGGUGCCAGGUACUGGUUUUGGAGAACUUGUCUACAACCAGGGAUUGAUUUUAAAGAUGUCUCUUUUUGUUUUGUUUUGG